Messenger RNA from Electrophorus electricus (electric eel), 5437 nucleotides. Its product is annotated as metabotropic glutamate receptor 4-like. Gene Ontology annotation, molecular function: G protein-coupled receptor activity. Gene Ontology annotation, biological process: G protein-coupled receptor signaling pathway. The record is from RefSeq and is a predicted model, not a curated record. Gene Ontology annotation, cellular component: membrane. Lineage: Eukaryota; Metazoa; Chordata; Actinopteri; Gymnotiformes; Gymnotidae.
CCUACUGGGUACCAUUAGUCAUCCCCACUCGCUCUAGGUGGAAACGCUGGUUUCUCUAUCACUGGAUGAACGGCGUUUAAGACAAAUGUAUUGAGUGAAUUCAGACAGAGUUGUAGAAAAGAGAAAAGGAGUAUACUCAAGCUCAGUGUGAGCUAUAGGGCCAGUGGACAGCGCAACAGAUUUUUUUUUGUUGUUGUUGCGAUCGUGAUUAAAGAGAAUUCUUUUUCUUUUUUUAAAAAAUUCACGCGCAGGGGAUGGAGUUUGUCGUGUCAGGGGACGGAGGACAGUAACUCGACUGAUCAGCAAGGCAGCGCAAAGAAGCAGUAAAAGCCUGUGUUAAGUUGAUAAUGCAUAGACACGCAAAAGGGACCUGCUAAAGCCCGGAACGGAAAUCACUGAGGUGGGCAAAGCUCUGCUGCGUUUCGGACCUCCAGACUUUCCCUCAGAAAGGGGAGAUUGAAAAACCUGAGGGGGGAAAUACAUAUGAUUAGCUUUACUAAAUCACUCUGAUGAAAAUAUUUAUGGAUCAGACCCACAAUGGAAUGACACACAUCUGCUUCUAGAAAUGUUUUUACUUUAAAGUGCCAAUCUUGGUAGACUGAUAAAACAAAGAACUUUAAAAUGAUUCUAGAUUUCUGAGAAGUGCUGCUAUUGAUCAUCUGAUUACUCAAUUCCAACAUUUCUGAUUAGAGAAAUACAGGGACUUGGAUAACAGCUAACCUUUUGCAAUGUCGCCAGCCUUGUUGAGUGCAGUUAGAUGGACCAGCUGUUAUAGUUUAUGUCUGCUGCUGGUUCUUCUUAGUCUCUUUCUUGCCACACUGGCAGCAAGACCCAAAGGCCCUGGCCAUAUUCAUCCAAACUCCAUUCGCAUUGAUGGAGACAUCUCCCUGGGAGGCCUGUUCCCGGUGCAUGCGCGGGGUCAUGGUGGAAAGCCCUGCGGGGAGCUGAAGAAGGAGAAGGGCAUUCACAGGCUGGAGGCCAUGCUUUUCGCUCUGGACCGCAUCAAUAACGACCACGAGCUGCUGCCCAACAUCACGCUGGGGGCGCGUAUUCUGGACACCUGCUCCCGGGACACGCACGCUCUGGAACAGUCCCUCACCUUCGUCCAGGCGCUCAUAGAAAAAGAUGCCACGGAUGUGAAGUGUCCAAACGGGGACAUGCCCAUCAUCACCAAGCCUGAGAGAGUUGUGGGGGUGAUCGGCGCUUCUUCCAGCUCUGUGUCCAUCAUGGUAGCCAACAUCCUACGUCUGUUUAAGAUACCUCAGGUGAGCUAUGCUUCCACUGCCCCAGAGCUGAGUGACAACACACGCUAUGACUUCUUCUCUCGGGUGGUUCCUCCAGACACCUACCAGGCCCAGGCCAUGGUGGACAUAGUGCGAUACAUGGGCUGGAAUUAUGUCUCUACUGUCGCCUCAGAGGGGAACUACGGAGAGAGCGGCGUGGAUGCGUUCAUUCAGAAGUCCCGUGAAGAUGGAAAUGUAUGCAUUUCACAAUCUGUUAAGAUCCCUCGAGAGCCAAAGCCAGGAGAGUUUCACAAGAUUAUCCAAAAUCUGGGGGAAAAUCCCAAUGCCAGAGUGAUCAUUAUUUUUGCAAAUGAAGAUGAUAUAAGGCGACUACUACAAGCAGCGAAGAAAGCCAAUCAAACCGGUCAUUUUAUUUGGGUGGGGUCAGACAGCUGGGGCUCAAAGAUAUCUCCUGUGCUUAACCAAGAGGAGAUGGCAGAGGGAGCGAUCACCAUCCUACCCAAACGCCAGGCCAUCAAGGGGUUUGAUAAUUACUUCAUUGGUCGAACACUGGAGAAUAACAGGAGGAAUGUCUGGUUUGCAGAAUUCUGGGAGAACAAUUUCAACUGCAAACUCAACCGCCAUGCCUUCAAGAAAGGGUCUGGUGUAAAGAAAUGCACAAACCAAGAGAGGAUCGGGAAGGACUCUGCAUAUGAGCAGGAGGGUAAAGUGAUGUUUGUUAUCAACGCUGUCUAUGCCAUGGCCCAUGCUCUCCAUCACAUGCACAGAGACCUGUGUCCAGGCAAGGUGGUACUCUGCUCCAAAAUGGAUCCUAUAGAUGGAGCCCUACUUCUGAAGUACAUCCGCAAAGUCAACAUCACAGUCACAGCUGGCAAUCCGGUGCAGUUCAAUGAGAAUGGAGAUGCCCCAGGCCGAUAUGAUAUCUUCCAGUACCAGAUAAAUAACAAUACAGCUGAGUACAAAUACAUUGGCAACUGGACUGACCAGCUCAGCCUUAAUAUGCCAAUGAUGCAGUGGCCUGGUGGUGUGCAACAGGCUCCUUCCUCCACCUGCAGCCAGCCCUGCAAGCCAGGCUGGCGCAAGAAGGUUGUCAAGGGCAUCCCUUGCUGUUGGCACUGCGAACGCUGUGAUGGUUACCAGUACCAGGCUGACCAGUUGACCUGCAAGAUGUGCCGCUUCGACCUGCGCCCCAAUCAGAACCACACAGGUUGCCAACCCAUCCCCAUCAUCAAGCUGGAGUGGAGCUCGCCAUGGGCGGUCAUCCCUGUACUCUUGGCCAUCCUGGGCAUCAUGGCCACUCUGUUUGUGGUGGUCACCUUCAUACGCUACAAUGACACACCAAUCGUCAAGGCAUCAGGACGGGAGCUGAGCUACGUCCUGCUGGCUGGCAUCUUCCUCUGUUAUGCCACUUCUUUUCUGAUGAUAUCUGCUCCAGACAUUGGGAUCUGCUCACUCCGACGCAUCUUCCUGGGCCUGGGGAUGAGUAUCAGCUAUGCUGCGCUGCUGACCAAAACCAACCGGAUUUACCGUAUUUUUGAGCAGGGGAAGAUGUCAGUGAGCGCCCCGCGGUUCAUCAGCCCAGCAUCCCAGCUGGUGAUCACCUUCAGUCUGAUCUCUGUUCAGCUCCUAGGAGUGUGUAUCUGGUUCGUGGUAGACCCUCCACAGGCUUUCAUUGACUAUGAGGACCAGCGCAUGGCGAACCCGGAGAUGGCGCGGGGAGUGCUCAAGUGUGACAUCUCGGACUUGUCACUCAUCUGUCUUCUGGGGUACAGCAUGUUGCUGAUGGUCACGUGUACAGUCUAUGCCAUAAAGACGCGUGGCGUACCGGAGACCUUCAAUGAGGCAAAGCCCAUCGGCUUCACCAUGUACACCACCUGCAUCAUCUGGCUGGCCUUCAUCCCCAUCUUCUUUGGCACAUCACAGUCGAUGGAAAAGAUGUACAUCCAGACAACCACCCUGACCAUCUCCAUCAGCCUGAGUGCAUCUGUGUCUCUGGGUCUACUCUACAUGCCCAAAGUCUACGUGGUGCUCCUCCACCCUGAGCAGAACGUGGCCAAGCGCAGCACACGCAGCCUCAAAGCAGUGGUCACCGCCGCCACUAUGUCCAACAAAUUCAACCCCAAGGCCAGUCUGCGGCCCAAUGGAGAGGCCAAGACUGAGCUGUGCGAGAAUCUGGAAACUCAAGGACUUAGCCCCAAACAAACAUAUAUCAGCUACAGCAACCACGCAAUCUAACAAUUUACAAAUGGAAACGGAGAAGCAUGAUGGGAAGAGAGUGCAUCACGGUUGGCCACUCAUAUGGUUUGUUUUAUAAGGGGGAGACAUAUUUUAAAAAAAAAAAAGACCUUGGGCAACCAAGAAGAAAUAUUUCAAUGAAUGAAGUCAGAUGAAGAUAAUGAGGGGACAUGUUAACAGGCUGGGACUAUUACAAACAUACCUGAAAGGUUUAUCCAGUUAUCCUGAAGGAUCUGCCCAACCAUAAAACCAUAAAAGCACAAGAAGCAAAUGCAAGUCACUGCUAUGGACUUCAGUGUACAGAUGAGUUUCAGUGCAAACAUGGAAAAUAUCAAUCCCCUGGAAAAGAACUUCUCCCCAAAAUUGUUAUGAACAGUGGUGCAUGUGUUAACCAGUGAAUGUAACAGUAAACAUGUAUGCAAUGCUUCUAUGUUCUAAUUGAUCUGCGAACAUGUCCACUUGCAUAUGCUGAAUAGGGAUUUAGCAAGCAUUUGACAUGGUUGAUUGGCAGUGUUUUGAGAUCCUGUAUGGACACUGUUGUGCUGAACAAGUUAGUCUCUCCAAAUACCCUUUACUCAGUCUCCUUUAAGUCUGCCUCUGCAUUUCCUAUCUGCAGUUCAAGCUUGGUCAGCUGUGUUUCAAAGACACUGCAAGACUAAAGCCUUCUCUCAGUUUUGGGGUAUAGAAAUAUCAUACUGUCAACUGUUUGCUCUUGGCCAAGUCAGAUUCAAGAUGGACAAAGGAAAAAUAGUUGUCUUAGACAGGGCCUUGGAUUGACUGGACCCCUAAACAUGACAGAUGUCACCAGAGCAGAAGAUGAGCUCUGCGUUAUGGUAAUGCAGAUUUGUGGCGAUGCAGUUUCCUGUGGAGAAAGCAUCAGAAAUCAAGGCCUGUAUGGUGAAUCCUAAAAGAAACAUCUGUUAACUCAAAGCGAUACAUCAAAGUGAGACUAAUCUCAGGAGGAGAGAGGUUAUUUUCUGCAUUCUACUUUUUUGCUGUGUUUCUUGUUAUUAUUUUUUUAGUCUUUGCCUGUUGAAAGACAUGAUCCUGAAACAAUGGCAGUGGACAUUAAUAAAGUAUCUGUAUUCUGUUUCUGUACCUAAAUUGCUUUUUUUGCUAAUGAUUUACAUUACACCACCAGUGUAAUAUAUUGAGUAACACUGUUUAAUAUCCAAUACAUACAUGCACUUACAUAAUGGAAGACAGUGUAUACAUUAAAUACACAGAGGAUGCAUUGUUACUUAUUGUUACUCAUUAUAUAACACUGUAAUUAAUGUCCAAGAAUGUUCACGUGUUAUAUAGUGCUCACUGCCAUUCCGUGCAAAUGUGUUUUGGUUUUUUUUAUUAAAUUUUUAAUGAAAGUUUGCCUGUUCUCAAAUUCCAUUCAUGUCUGCAGCCAAUUAAUUCUCCCUAAUGGAAAUUGUUCACCAGCAUGUUGGAUACUCAUGAUGAUUAACAUCAUGUCAAUUAACAUCAAUAUGAAAGUGAUGCAAUGAACUCUUACUAACACAUCUGUGUGCCCAGUGAGUGACAUUAGAACCUUCUUACCUACAAUAGGUUGAUUAAGUAAGAAGAGGGAAUAUAUCUAAUACAGAUCUAACAAUAUUAUAGCUAUUAUACACCACAGUACUUAUGAUACUUAAGUACAUGUAGUAGUACUUUUGUACUUUAAAUCAAAUGAACAUUUAAACAGAGGACCUCUACUAUUAUUUGGAUAAGAUUUUACCAAGGGCAACUUUUCUUUCACGUCAGAUACAGAAUGUGUGUACUUUGCCCACCACUGUUAAAAUAUGCUGAAUAAUGUUGCUGAAUAUAGAACUGUACAAUCAUUCUUCAAAAUACUGACCAAAUCAUUUUUAAAUAUACUACUUUACUGUGCUCUGAUUUGGUUGUUUGUUUGUUUGAGUGAGUGUGUACCUAUGUACUGACAUGUUUUUUCCAUCCAUUAUUAAUGUGUG